Lutzomyia longipalpis is the source of this 998-nucleotide messenger RNA. Its product is annotated as farnesol dehydrogenase-like. The transcript has a single exon. The record is from RefSeq and is a predicted model, not a curated record. Bases 1 to 801 code for a protein of 266 amino acids. Lineage: Eukaryota; Metazoa; Arthropoda; Insecta; Diptera; Psychodidae.
AUGCCUAGGAGAAAAAUCUCCUGUUGUGGGAAUAGUGCACCAAAAAUGGAACGCUGGGAGAAUCGUGUGGCCGUUGUGACGGGUGCUAGUUCCGGAAUUGGGGCACAAAUAGCCAAAGAUCUCGCAAAGGCAGGAAUGGUGGUUAUUGGCCUGGCAAGACGUGUUGAACGCUUGGAUGAGGUGCGAAGUACCCUACCUGAGCAUCAGAGGCUACGUUUUCACGGAAUAAAGUGCGAUGUUAUGGAUGAUGAUGAGGUGGCCAAGACAUUUUCGCGUAUUGCGGAGAAAUUUGGUGGGAUUGAUGUACUCGUGAAUAAUGCCGGUGUGUACGAUCCCUCAAUGAAGCUCUUCCAAGAGGGGAAUUCAUCGAAAAUCAGUGAAACAAUCAACACCAACAUCACAGGCUUCAUCUCGUGCACGCGUGAAGCAUUCAAAUCCAUGAAGAAGCGCUCCUUCCCUGGGCAUAUAAUCAACAUGAAUAGCAUCUCUGGGCAUCACGUAUCUAAUCUCCCCACGGAUUACUACUUUAACGUCUACGCAGCCACAAAACACGCCAUCACCGCUCUCACGGAAACAGAACGGCAGGAAUUUGCAAAGGAACGUCUUGGGAUUAAAGUUUCCAGCAUUAGCCCAGGGAUCGUUCAAACGGCACUCUCACCGCACUUCAGCAAGGAAGCUCUGCGAGAUUUUCCCCAUCUCUUCCCCCAAGAUGUUUCCCAGGCCGUUCUCUAUGUUCUCGGCACCCCAGCACACGUUCAAAUCCAGGAGCUAACGAUUAAACCCAUUAGAGUGAAUUCUUAAUUGAUGGCAUUAAAGUUUAUUAUCUCUCUUGUUAAUUACCUUAAUGGUCUUUAGUUAUUUUCUCUAUGAUUUAAAAAAAUAUAUUGUUAUGUGAAAAUUGAAACUAAAAAGUGCGGUAAUCUAUUUUCUAGGAUUUCCAGUGAAUUUUGUGCUAUUAUUUUGUAGUGUAAGCAAAAUAUAUAAAAUACGUUAAUUAA